This is a messenger RNA of Solea solea (common sole), 3120 nucleotides long. RefSeq names its product PWWP domain-containing DNA repair factor 3A-like. The coding region runs from base 517 to 2190 and encodes 557 amino acids. The record is from RefSeq and is a predicted model, not a curated record. The transcript has 14 exons. Lineage: Eukaryota; Metazoa; Chordata; Actinopteri; Pleuronectiformes; Soleidae.
AAAGCAACUGUGAUCCAGACUCCAAACGAUUGGUGGCGGUAACGUACCAAAACGUUGUCUGUGUAGUUUCUCAGUCAUCCAGGUCUUAGUUAACUAAAAGUCACCGAAUAACUAAAGACUGGACGUGUAGAUUUAUUCAACAAAUAUAAAAGACCAAUUGCUUUCUUGAGAAAAGUCCAUUUGCGACUGAUUCAACGACUUUCUGACACCGUUACGUUUUUUUGCCUACCGCCAUUUAAGACGUAGAAGAAGAAAGACGAAGAAGAGGAAGAAGGUGGAGAAUUGUUGUUUAUGAUAUGGUUUGCAGAAACUGGCGCAAACUUUUGCAUUAUUAUUACCAUUUUUCUCUCUGUGGAGACAGGGAAGGUUAACGGACUUUAUUGUGGUGUUAAUGCACUUUGACGAGCGACGCGUUGGAGUGAGCUGGAGUAGGAAGCUAAUGCAAACGUUUUAAGGUACAUUAAAUAACCAUUAUAGAACCAGAAAGAAGCCUCCUAAGAGUGGAAAACACCAACAAUGAAAGGGGGACCUUCAAAAACACGGAAAAGGAAACGUAAAACAACAGCAGUAAAUGCCACUUCAAACACCGUUUCAUCUGCAGACACAGAGGAAUUAAAUGCCAUGUUAAGCAGUGACGUUUCAAUCAUCCACCUGUCGUCGGACUGUUCCUCACCAAGCACUCCUCAAAGAUGCACAAGACGAACCGGACUGAGACAAGAUUUCAGCUGGACCUCCUCACCAGUGCAAAGCAGCCUCACUGACAGCCUGACGAGCAUCUCCAAGUCCCCAACAGGAGCAAAACAGGCGGAGCUAGAAUACACCGAGGCAUCGGACGCAGAUUCACAACGCUGCAAAUCAAAGUCUAUUCGCAAACGCAGGAGGCGUUCUGAUUCACAGCCAAGACAACUCCGAACCAGGGGCCAGAAGGAGCAAAAACAAACCUCUAGUAAAACUAGAGAACCACAAAUCAAGUGCCAGAAUGAGAGACAGACUUUACAGGGGGAUACCACUCAACGCUCAAGACCAAGAUUUGAACUAAAGCCUGAUGCAGCAGAAGAAGAUGAGUUAUUGCUGUCUUCAGAUCUGUCGAUACAGCUGAGUCCUUACGAGGAACGGCUGCCGUCUUGGUCUUUCCAGGAAGAACCGGAAACUGAGGAGGAACCGGAGGAAGAUCUGCCUAGUUUCUUGAUGGAGAUGAACAAAAAGCCCCCGUCCAUUACAGAAGGAGCAUUUGUGUGGCACAAAAUAAGAAAUUAUCCGUUCUGGCCUGCAUUGGUAAAAAGUAUGAAACGUAAGCAUAGAAAGGCCAGCGUAAUAUUCAUUGAUGACCUAAUGAUUCACCAAAAGAAAGGGUUUUCUGUAGGUCUGAAAACUCUAAAGCCUUUUGACUGCAAAGAAGCUGAUGAGCUGGUGUGUAGAGCCAAAGAAAAGUAUGACGCAGCAAUUAAGUGGUCCAUAGACCUUAUAAAGGACUACACAAUACGGAUUGCAUGUGGCUCAUUUUCUGGCUCUUUCAUCGAGUACUUUGCUCAUGACAUAAGCUAUCCUGUGAGGAGAAUGUACCCACAGGAAUCCUCGGAGAGACUCACAAUCUCCAGCGAUUCGAUGCUGGUGGAUUCAUGUGAUGACGAUGCUCUUGACGAUGACUCCAGUGAACAGCUGGAGAACGUCACCUGUUGUUCAAAACGGCUGCUGCCGGACCGGACUCAAUCUGUCCACAACCGUGCUACUCUAAAACUUGUAGAUUUCAUUGUCAAGCAGCACAAGGUGGAGGAACGCCUUCUGGCUGUUCUCCGUGGACAGCAGCAGUCCAGAUGGCUUCGCUUCUUUCUGGGGAGCAAUCGGAGACGCGUGGUGAACACGUACCUGGAAGAUGAGGAUCAGUUAGACCAGGUAUACUGGUACCUAAACGAUCUGUACGCCAUGGAGAUCGCCAGCACUCAUUGCCUAGCUGAGGUGGUAUUCACUGACCGAGUCCCCUUUGUCCUGGAUGUGCUUCUUCCUGAGGCCAUCAUCUAUGCUAUUGCUGGGGUUGAUAAUGUCUCGGUGAAAAAGGCAGAGGAAAAGUACCUGAAAGGACGAUGUUUAAGCAACAGGGAAAGACAGGAGUUGGACGAGAUGAUUGUGCGGCAGAUGAGGAAAAGACAUCAAAAGACUACAUUUUCAUUUUCCCCUGAGACUCUCAGUUAGAGCUGUUGAAGCAUUAGAGCUUGGUAAAGCAGAAACUUCAAUUUAUUUUUGUAUGGUCUGUUUUUCUUACGUAGCAGUAAUGGCAGUGUGAAUCCAGAAGAUGGCUAUUGAAAUAUCAGCAUGAUAAUCAUCAACAUUUAAUCACAAAAAUAUUCACACUGCCAUAUAUCAUUGUCCAGGCUCGUAGGAUAUUGCAGGAUAACGUGUGUAGUACCAUGGGUUAUCCUGCAAUUACCAGCCUUGACUGACAGUUCUGCCAAAUUAAACACACCUCAGUUUCAUGAAAAUUGUUAUGUUCCAUCACGAACUUGGAAACCAUGCUCAGUAUGUCCAUUCGUGAAAAUGUUCAAGCAUCUCCUUCAAACUGUGCAAACUCUUCUUGUAUACUUUUCAUUACUCAGACUUCAUUUGCAUAUCGAGAAAUUUACACAUUGAAAAGUGAUGUUGCUGGUUUCACUGUUGUCAGCCAUGUCGGGUGGUAAAGUGUCAAUGUAACAACAAUAAUAUAAUAAAAUAAAAUGUGCUGGACUUUUCUUGAUACCGAUGUAACGCUAUAAAUUGUAUUAAUUAUAGUUGUGUUAUUUACACCAAACCAGUGUCACUCUUGUUGUGUUUGUUGUUACAUUAAAGGGCAGUUAAAUCACAGAAGUGGUUUAGUUUUUUUAGUUUUGUUUUCAAAGUGAAGUACUAAGUGUGGUGAUACUGAACUUGAUUUAAACACGUUUGCAACCACUUUCAUGAUUUUGGUUUUUAAACUUCAUAACUGAUGUGCAAAUGUGCAUUACAUUUGCAAUUGUCAACGCCAAAAUUAAACCAAACAACUUAGGCUCAUCUAGAAUUCUUCACUAUGUUAAAAUAUUUCUUGCAACUUUUACUCCACUACGUUUCCUCUAUCUUUGUUUCUUGAUACUACCAAAUAAAAUCAGAACA